GAGAUUACAUUUUGAAAGAAGUGGCUAAGUUGUUUCGAGGUCUUAUUCAACUUGAAUGUAUUUUUGCUCGAUAUGAUAGAGAUGAAUUUGUUAUUCUCUUCAAAGAUACAAGCAUUGAACAAGCUUUUGAAUUUGCUGAAAAAAUUAAGACUUCUGUUGAAGAAUAUUCAUUUAAUUAUAAGAGAACAAAAUUAAAAGCUACACUCAGCAUUAGGGUUUCUGGAAUAAAUUUCUCUGUAAAUACUUAUAAUGACUUACUUAACUAUGCAGACAUUUCUUCAAAGAAA
This is a messenger RNA of Dentiscutata erythropus, 287 nucleotides long. Lineage: Eukaryota; Fungi; Glomeromycota; Glomeromycetes; Diversisporales; Gigasporaceae. The record is from the annotation of a GenBank genome assembly.